Molecule: messenger RNA, 319 nt
Organism: Racocetra persica
Lineage: Eukaryota; Fungi; Glomeromycota; Glomeromycetes; Diversisporales; Gigasporaceae
Source: the annotation of a GenBank genome assembly
AAUGUGCAAAGAAAGUCGAGACCGAAGUAAAAUAAAAAAAUUGCCAGUUAUUACAAAUUCAACUAUUGAAUUGGUUAAACAACCCAAAAGCCCUGAUCAUGAUAAUAUUCAGAAAAUGGAUACUGGUAACACUGAAUAUAUUAAGGUUGAUUGUCUUGACGUAACCAAUCUAAUUGAACAUGAACUCAAAAAUCUUACAGCUAAUGCAGUUUAUCAAACUCGUUUGUUAGUGAACGUGGAUCUAAUUCCAGAUAUGAUGACAAAGGAAGUUGCUGCUCUUGUAGUUGCUAAAAUAGAAGGUGGUAAUGAUUAUUUGUAG